Messenger RNA from Coffea eugenioides, 1689 nucleotides. RefSeq names its product epoxide hydrolase A-like. Bases 69 to 1022 code for a protein of 317 amino acids. The transcript is spliced from 3 exons. Gene Ontology annotation, molecular function: hydrolase activity. The record is from RefSeq and is a predicted model, not a curated record. Lineage: Eukaryota; Viridiplantae; Streptophyta; Magnoliopsida; Gentianales; Rubiaceae.
UAUUCAACCUUUUCAGCUUUUCUUCUUCUUCUUCUUCUCCUUGUUCAUAGCCAAAAAGCAGCCACAAAAUGGAGGGCAUCGAGCAUAAGAAAGUGGACUUAAAUGGCAUAAACAUGCACGUAGCUGAAAAAGGUGAAGGCCCAGUAGUCCUCUUCCUCCACGGCUUCCCUGAGCUCUGGUACACAUGGCGCCACCAGAUCACGGCGUUCGCCACCUUAGGCUACCGUGCCGUUGCGCCGGACCUCCGUGGCUACGGGGACACUGAUGCUCCUUCUUCUAUAUCCAGCUACACUUGCUUCCACAUUGUAGGUGACCUCGUGGCCCUCAUUCAGUCCCUAGGCGUAGCCCAUGUUUUCUUGGUGGCUCAUGACUGGGGUGCCAUGAUUGCUUGGUACUUGUGCUUGUUUAGGCCUGACAUGGUGAAGGCAUUUGUGAGCUUGACUGUGCCUUUCCGGCCAAGGAAUCCUAAGAUGAAGCCCAUUGCCGGCUUGCGGGCAUUUUUUGGGGAGGAGUAUUACAUGUGCAGAUUCCAGGAACCUGGAGAGAUUGAGGCUGAAAUUGCAAAAUAUGGGAGCAAAGCAGUACUCAAGAAAAUUCUUACAGAUCGUAAACCUGGUCCUCCUUGUCUACCAAAGGGGAACCCUUUUGGGAUUUCACCUGAUACUGACAUCAAAUUGCCCGCCUGGCUAUCAGAAGAAGACUUGAAGUACUAUGCUAACAAAUACGCCCAGAAGGGCUUCACUGGAGGAUUGAACUACUACCGUGCAUUGGAUUUAAACUGGGAGCUGACUGCAGCAUGGACAGGAGCACAAGUGAAAGUUCCUGUGAAAUUCAUAGUCGGAGACUUGGAUAUGGUGUAUACCACUCCAGGGACACAGGAAUACGUACAUGGUGGCGGCUUCAAAAGGGACGUGCCAUUCUUGGAAGAACCUGUGAUAAUGAAGGACGCGGGCCACUUCCUCAACCAAGAAAGAGCUGAAGAGAUCAACCAUCACAUCCAUCAUUUCAUCAAAAUGUUCUGAGAGCUACUUGUGGUAAUAUGCCCUGCGGUUCUGCAGAGUGGCAAUUGAACAUUUAGAAGCUUGAUUUUCCGCUAGGUAUUCUCAGUUAUGUCUGUUUGCUGUUCCUGCUGCAGGAUUUCCUUCUUUGAUUUUUUAUUUUAUGGUAAAGCUUCAAGAUCAUUCAAUUCUUACUAUCAAUCAUCCAUUGAACAAUUCUGUAACGCUUUGGAUAAGAAUCCAGUAUCACCUGUAUUUUGCAACGUCAAGCACUUGAUCUAAGAUCUAUAGGACCAUGAACCCAAGAGCUAGUCAGAUCUCAGCCAAAGCUGGAAGACUGACAACUACUGCUAGGUAAGGGGAGAAACAAGCUCAUCAGGUUUGCCUCACCACUAGGUUUCAUGUCAAAUUACACUUCAGCACCAUGUAAUCAUUACCUGAGUUCAGAAAUUUGUCUUGUACUCAACUGUGAAAUAAAGAUGCAUCCAUUCUUAUCUCAUAACCUGUUGGAUAAGUACUCCACGUAGAACUAAUAAAGCAAACCCAAGACAAUUAUCAAAAGAAGAUGGCCAUUGGAGCUUCAACAUAUAAGGUAGGCUUGUCUCUCCAACAAAUUUUAACGGGUUCCAACUUCUAUUUUCACGAUUUCUCGAAAAUUUCUACAUUUUUUUGGCUCAACUAUGCAACAAAA